CCUUUGCCUUGGCGGCGGUCCUGUCCAUAGUCGAUGUAACAAUUUUAGAAGUAAAUAUACGAUUUUCGCAAAUGUAAAAAAAAAAAAAAAAAAGAGAGAGAGAGAGAGAGAGGAGAAAGAAAACAAAUGAGCGAAAAUACUGUGUUAAGCAAGGUGGUGAGAGACAUUGGAGAUGUUCAAAGUCGCUUGUUUGAUCAUCGACCAUUUACACAAGGAGAAGCAAAAUUCCUUUUGCAGGAAUUUGAAGAAAAAAGAAAGGAAAGGGAAAUGCAAUAUAUGUUUGAAAUGUUGGAAAUGGUCACAGAUAUAAGGGAAACCCAAAUCGAAAAGGCUGUUAAGUUGGCAGAUAUGCAUUUGUGCCAUUUAACUGCUCAUUAUGAAGUUACAAUAAGAAGUGCAAAAACAUACUUGAAAGAGGAGAAAGACAGAAAGAAGAUAUAUUUUUUCAUUUAA
Stegodyphus dumicola is the source of this 453-nucleotide messenger RNA. Its product is annotated as biogenesis of lysosome-related organelles complex 1 subunit 5-like. Gene Ontology annotation, cellular component: transport vesicle; BLOC-1 complex. The record is from RefSeq and is a predicted model, not a curated record. Lineage: Eukaryota; Metazoa; Arthropoda; Arachnida; Araneae; Eresidae.